This is a messenger RNA of Penicillium salamii, 576 nucleotides long. The record is from the annotation of a GenBank genome assembly. NCBI's taxonomy places the organism in Eukaryota, Fungi, Ascomycota, Eurotiomycetes, Eurotiales, Aspergillaceae.
AUGGCCGAGAUCCGUCGCAAGCUCGUCAUCGUCGGCGAUGGUGCCUGCGGUAAGACCUGUCUGCUCAUUGUUUUCUCCAAGGGCACCUUCCCCGAGGUCUACGUUCCUACCGUUUUCGAGAACUACGUCGCCGAUGUCGAGGUUGAUAACAAGCACGUCGAACUUGCUCUUUGGGAUACUGCUGGUCAGGAAGAUUACGACCGUCUCCGUCCUUUGUCAUACCCCGAUUCACAUGUCAUUCUGAUCUGUUUCGCCGUGGACUCCCCCGAUUCGCUCGACAACGUCCAGGAGAAGUGGAUCUCCGAGGUCCUGCACUUCUGCCAGGGUCUCCCCAUUAUCCUGGUCGGCUGCAAGAAGGAUUUGCGCGACGACCGCAAGACUAUUGACGAGCUGGCCAAGACCUCCCAGCGCCCCGGUGAGGAAAUCCGCAAGAAGAUCGGCGCCUACAAGUACCUCGAGUGCUCGGCCCGCACCAACGAGGGUGUCCGUGAAGUCUUCGAGGCCGCUACCCGGGCUGCCCUUCUCAAGGCCGUCAAGGGUAAGGGUGGUAAGAAGAAGGGCUGUUUGAUUCUGUAA